UAAAAACAAAAAUAUAGUUAAUGCACGUGUAUUACUUAUUGCCGUAUGUCAGUAUUUGCCGAUUUAAUUUUUUUUUUAUUUUUUUAUUUAGCCGUUUAUUGUGUUUUGUUGAAUUUAAGUUAACUGUGUGUGACGCAUGACUGAAUUAUAACGAUGGACGCUUUGAUACCAGCAUCAGACUUUACAUUAAUAGAUACACACGGAUUCAAGAAAAAUAAAAAGGUUAAACGUGUUCUACCAGACUGGCUCGCCAAACCUACUAUUGUAUCGGUUGAUUUAAAACACCUAGAAGUACCGAUUGACGGCAUUCCAGAGUUGGACCCAGCUUUAGUUCAAAAAUUAAAAAAUAAAGGAUGCACACAUUUUUUCCCAGUUCAAAAUCAACUAGUACCAUGGAUAAUUAAGACACAAAAACAUUGGGACUAUAGAUGGCUCCGAGAUGUGUGUAUUUCAGCACCGACUGGCAGUGGAAAAACUCUCUCUUAUGUUCUUCCUAUUAUUCAGACAUUAAAAACAUUCUCUAGACAUCAACUCCGUGCUCUCAUUGUAUUACCAACCAAAGACUUGGCUGUCCAAGUAUUCAAAGUGUUUUUAUAUUAUAUAAAAAAUGCAUUCAAUUUGAGGGUGCUUCUUUUAGAAUCCAAAAAUAUGACUUUAGAAAAAGAAAAAGAAAGGAUCUUGAAAUAUGAUAGCAGUGUUGGAUGGAUAGACCUUGUAGAUAUCAUAGUGACUACUCCAGGAAGACUAGUUGAUCAUUUAUAUUACACUGAAGGAUUUUCUCUAAAAAACCUCAGGUUUCUUGUUUUGGAUGAAGCUGACAGUUUUACCAAUAUUUUGCAAAAUGAGUGGCUAUGUAAAGUUAACGAUAGCUUAGCAUACAAUGGACCUACAAUAUGUACGUUAAAUACCUUAAUCAAGUCGCCACAAAGAACACAGAGAUUAUUAUUUUCAGCAACACUCACUCAAGAUCCUGAAAAAUUAAAGUUUCUUAAACUCUUUGAACCUAAAUUAUUUACAUCAAUUAUAAAAAGGAAAAAUACACAAAUGUCUACAGAUACAACAGUCACAGACGAACCAGUACGAGGUGACUUUGUAGGAAAAUACACAACACCCAAUGAACUCAAAGAAUACAUGGUGUUGUGUCCAGAAGAAAAUAAACCUUUAACACUAUAUCAUUUGAUAAGAAGUAAAGGUUUGAAACGGGUUAUUUGUUUUGUCAAAUCAAAAAUAGAAGUGCAUCGUUUAACUCGACUUUUAUGCAAACUCAGUGAAUUUGAUGAAAAUAAUUCACCAUUAAGAGUUAAUGAAAUUUCUUCUGACGUAUCUCAAAAAGCUCAUUCUGGUUAUAUUAAACAAUUUUCAGACGGAAAAAUUGAUAUAUUAAUUUGCACAGAUUCAUUAGCUCGAGGCAUAGAUAUUGAACGAAUAUCUUGUGUCAUUUUAUACAAUGUACCAAAAUAUCCAAAAAACUAUAUUCAUAGAAUUGGUAGAACAGCGCGUGCUGGCCAUAAAGGGAAAGCUAUUACAUUUGUCACUCCAGAACAUAAAGAACUGUUUGAAAACGUUUUAAGUUCUGCGGGUAAAACUAGUCUGAAAAAUAUGAAAGUUAAAAUUUCUGACUUGGAACAAUAUGAACAAAUGUAUAUAGAUGCAUUAAAAGCUGUGAAAACUGAGUCGACUCAAAAACCAAAAACUGUUAGCAAAAGAAGAUUGAGGAAGAAGAACAAACAACCUAAAAAGUAAUCUCUACACACGUUUUAUUCUUUUAUUUUAUUAUUUACAAAUAAUAUUAAUGAAUAUAAUUAUUUUACCAACAGUU
Molecule: messenger RNA, 1819 nt
Organism: Rhopalosiphum padi (bird cherry-oat aphid)
Lineage: Eukaryota; Metazoa; Arthropoda; Insecta; Hemiptera; Aphididae
Gene: Dbp73D
Product: probable ATP-dependent RNA helicase Dbp73D
Exons: 10
Coding region: 154-1743 (529 amino acids)
Cellular component (GO): nucleus
Molecular function (GO): ATP binding; nucleic acid binding
Source: RefSeq, a predicted model, not a curated record